CAGCACGGUAGCCCUCGACGCUCAGGUGGAGGAUGGAGACAAAACUUGGCGAGAAGGUCAAGAACGUCACAUAAAACAAGUAGACUGGGAAGGUUUGCUGGCGGAAGACCAAUGCCGGCGCCUGCGCACGAAGGUGGCCGCGGCGUUGACGAGAAACCGAAAGACUCGGGGAAACGGGAAGAUCCGGGUAAAAGACCGCCGGCCGAAGAAGGGAUUCUGGCGCCUGGUCAUGAUGGCGACCUUGGUCAUGGUGGCGCCCCUGGAGACGAAAAAAGGAAGGAAGGUCGUCCGUCGAACGACCCGGAAGAGGGCAAAUCUGAAGAGAAGGGCGUGUCGAGCAAAGGCCCGGAGGCUUCUGCUCAUGGAAAUAACCCAGACCUAGCAAAACAAGAUGAUAGAGGUGCGCCAGGAAGAUGGUGAAGCUAUCACUUAUUGUUGAAGCUGCUGGCAAUGAAACUUAUUUGAAAUUGAUCUUGCAACAGGAUGGAGACCGAAAGCAUGACCCCUGUAGUAUCUGCCUUUCUGGUAGCACUGAAUGGUUUUUGAAUUGCGUUUCGGGCUCCAAUACUUGCACAACCUCAGAUAUCGAAGGCCCGUUCUGUAGAGUGGCGGCGUCAGGUUGUGUUAGAACGCAGGCUGACCCCGAAACGUCUACACGGACAAGUUUUCCACGUGUUGCAUUAGUUCCUGGUUUUGUUCCUUGGUGCUACACAACCGGCAGGCAUCCUUGUGCCCCUUGUGGGCCUAUGGGUUGCAACCUGGAAUUAUCCCGUUCAGAGCCAACACGAACCAAAUCGCCACAAGGUGGAGUUUGCCUGUUUGUAAGAGAGCCAUGGCUCAACCGACAUACGAAUUAUUUGGUAGUUGCUGUAGGAUACGACAUUUGCUAUUGUAAGUUCGUAGGCUAUUUCAAUUGGUAGGAGCUGCUACUUUUGCAAUUCCCACGGGAAAAAAAAACAAACAAGGCCGGUCGCCGUAUGUACCACAAAUGAUUCAUCUGACCUGGGGAGAUGGGUGCUGUACAUGAAAGUAGCCCAACACGAAAGGGAGCAAGCAUGCUUUGCAUAUCCUGAGUGGGUGCGGUGAGCUUUGUCGUCUAGCACGAAAAAUAACGAACGCGUCGCAAUACUCCGGCACAAGCAACGGUUAUCCUGACCCUCCUUGGAAGGGGUAGCGGCUAGAACAUAGUUUUCCGCAUAUAGUAGAAUCCGCAAGGCGCCGCUGCUUAGAUUACCUCACGUACAGAACUAUUGAAAAUGUGAUAUUUGACAGAACGAGAAGCCUCGGCUGAUGCCUCAAGUUUCUUCUCCCGGUGCCAGGCAAUGUAGAGCAAUGGGCAGCUGUCGAG
This is a messenger RNA of Ectocarpus sp. CCAP 1310/34, 1348 nucleotides long. The record is from the annotation of a GenBank genome assembly. Lineage: Eukaryota; Phaeophyceae; Ectocarpales; Ectocarpaceae.